Molecule: messenger RNA, 880 nt
Organism: Canariomyces notabilis
Lineage: Eukaryota; Fungi; Ascomycota; Sordariomycetes; Sordariales; Chaetomiaceae
Exons: 2
Coding region: 143-820 (225 amino acids)
Source: RefSeq, a predicted model, not a curated record
CUGUCCCAAAGUUUAUCAUUUUCGACCUCGCAACCGAGUCACCGACUGGACAAAAGACAUGGAUAAAGAAGACUCGAAUUCAUGCGAAUCUGUUUCGUCAUCAUAUUCCGAUGAAUAUAUUUCAUCGUCCUCACCAAGGACAAUGCACUUCCGCUUCGGAAGCCGUACCGUCAAGGCAAUCGGCAAACCAUCCGACUCAGAGCACCCCAAUGUCCUGAGGCUUAGUGUCUGUGACUCCAUCCCCCAGCUCGUGAUCCAGACACUUUUCCACUGGCUUCCUUCGCCACUCCGCUCCUGGGCCAAUGCAUCCUUCCCAGAAUGGUUCUUACCAACAAAGAUUGUUUUGAAGAAGCAGAAAGACGGGUGGGAGGAAGAGUUCGACAACGAAAUCGCGGUCUACGAGAGGUUGAAAUGUCUACAAGGGCUCGUGAUCCCAAGAUGCUACGGCCAGGCUCAGUACGAGGGGACUCGUGCUCUGGUCUUGUCGGAUAUCGGAGGGGUAUGUGUCGUAGAGCCUGAGGGCGCGGUCCUGAGCGUGCAAGACAUGCGGCUGCUUUUCGACCAAGCACUACGUGCUCUUGCCAGCCGGGGGAUUACCCAUGACGACCUGAAGCUCGACAAUUUCCAUCUCAUCAACAAUAAUGGCAGGGAUUGGGCCAUUAGGGUUGUAGACCUGGAACGCAUAAACAUCAUACCGCCUGAUUACAAUCCUAUGGAGGAGAUGCAAUAUGACCUUGAUCAUUUGAUGAGGCAGUAUAAAGGCCAUUUCGAGUCCUUACGAGCAGACCGCAAGCCGCCUCCCCGACCUCUAGGGAUCUAGCAUAGCUAUACUUAGUAUACGAAUGAUUCAGGGGCGGUUUAAUGUUCCAUGAUAAGAAAG